AUGCCUGAGUUGUGGGGAUGUCUCACUUGCCAAGAGGUACUCAAGGCCAUUCCCUCUGGAACACUGUCACCGAAAUUGAGGAAGUGGGCCAAUCUCAGUCCUGCAAUUCUUCAGCUUCCUGAUGACAUCAAGGAUCGCAUUUCUCAGGCAGCAGCUUCCAAAGACAAUGCUGUGUUGAAGUGUAAACAGCAAGCCAACACUGAGCAACAGGUGCAGUUGAGAGCAAAGUGUCCAAAACAGGAGGAACCCUGUGUGCCAAAGCCAAGCAUCAUCAAACACAAUGAUGUCAAUAGUGUUGACAUGCACCUUUAUAUGCAAUUGCCAUCUGUGCAAGAGAUGCAGAGUUGCAUUGCAGCUUUCCUUGAUGCCACAGGCAAUGAGGCUCUCUGA
Pisolithus orientalis is the source of this 390-nucleotide messenger RNA. RefSeq lists its product as uncharacterized. NCBI's taxonomy places the organism in Eukaryota, Fungi, Basidiomycota, Agaricomycetes, Boletales, Pisolithaceae. The transcript has a single exon. The record is from RefSeq and is a predicted model, not a curated record. Bases 1 to 390 code for a protein of 129 amino acids.